UUCGGAGUGGAGUGCUCGCAAUCAAAGCGACACGAUGCGAAAGUUGCUGAAGCAUAGCGGUUCCGCAUCUCGUGACGGAAAUGCGAGGUGAGGCACCGAGUAUCUCACCGGGUUUAUGCGGAUGCGGCGGAUGCCCCUAUCCGAAAGGCAGUAACAUUGCCUUGGGUAUUUUCCCCGUGCCGAGCCUCGUUUGGCCCCAAAGCACUCCAAGCAUCUCGGAACACUCCAGCACUUCAAGCCCCAGACGAAGGUUUGAGUUUGGGCCAUUUCCUUCGUCCAAACCGCUGUUGCCACCUCCAAGCCACGCGGCGCCGACCGCGUCGACCGCUUCCCGACCUAGUGGGCAGAAUUCGCGGAACCUCGAGGAAUACUUGAAGCGUAUGCAGAUGAUUGGAGAGGCAAAUCAGCAGCAGCUGGAAAUCCUGCAAAGACAUUGGGAUCUCAUUGGUGGUGCAGACAAUGACUUGGCGGUAUUAAAGAAAGAGCACAUGCUUUUGAAGCACAAGCAGCUCAGUCUCCUCCAAGAGGUGAAUAGAUCAAUUUCUGAACUGCAGGAGAGACUUCACAGAGAAACUUCACAGCAAACUGCGUUGUCAGCACAGCCAGCACAGCCACAGCGCCAUCGCUCCGCGCUGAAAGCGGAGAGCUUCGAAAAUGAAAGCCGAGACAUGCGAGACAUGCCUUUUCGAGUCUUAAUCGUUGGGGCCGACGGGCUUCUAGGGCGAGAGCUUUUCAAAAAGAGACGAUCUUCUGCCUGGAGAUCCUCAAAUUUAGUGCUGCAAGGUAUUUCAAAUCGUUCGAACCUUAAAGAUCAAGAGAUCGUCACUUGCGAGCUUGGCUUUUCAGCUUUGCACUCUCAGAUGCAAUCCUUCAAACCUCAUGCUGUUCUACACUUGACUGGCACUCAGCUUGACGAGUUGGAGAAUGGUGACUUCAUUGCCGCUACCUCGGCUCUCGCUUCAGCCUGUGAUCUUUGUGGCGUUUUGCUCAUCCAUCUAAGCUCUGACAGCGUUUUCGAUGGAUUCAUGGGGCCAUACUCGGUCGAUGCCGAACCACGACCUACAACUCAGCAUGGUCAAUUGCAUCUUGAAGCAGAGCAGCUGAUUCUUGGAGGCCAU
Molecule: messenger RNA, 1118 nt
Organism: Durusdinium trenchii
Lineage: Eukaryota; Dinophyceae; Suessiales; Symbiodiniaceae
Source: the annotation of a GenBank genome assembly